This is a messenger RNA of Rhipicephalus microplus (southern cattle tick), 2886 nucleotides long. Its product is annotated as aminopeptidase N. Gene Ontology annotation, cellular component: cytoplasm; membrane. Lineage: Eukaryota; Metazoa; Arthropoda; Arachnida; Ixodida; Ixodidae. The record is from RefSeq and is a predicted model, not a curated record. Gene Ontology annotation, biological process: peptide catabolic process; proteolysis. Gene Ontology annotation, molecular function: zinc ion binding; metalloaminopeptidase activity; peptide binding.
AUGGCAGACAAGGAUGGCUCCGUGCGCCGCUAUAUGCGCCGUAGUUUCGGCCCUGGUGUGGCCCUGGCGGUUCUGGUCACCACCGUGUUGGUCGCCUGGUUCCGGCUGGCACCUGGUUCUGCUGGCCGCCAGGUGGACACCGAUGCCGGCAUGCCAGCCUGGUGGCCCGGCGCGGCCGAGCUCGCCGUCGUGCGCAGGCCCGGCCCUCUGGCGCACACGUCGGUGCUGCGCGAGGACACUCUGGCGUUCCUCCGGGCUCGGCACCGGACGUCGGCGCAGGUUUACAAUAACCGCCUGCCUCGCGCCCUGAUGCCCGAGCACUACGACAUCGAGAUGAGGCCUCGCUUCGCGGCCGAGGCUGCAGCAGCGACGGACGACGACGACGACACCUUCACGGCCACCGUGGCCGUGCGCGUGCUUUGCGUGCAGCCAACCAACACGGUGGUCGUGCAUGCCGGCAAGUUCAACUACACAGCCGUCUCGGGCGGACCAGCCGUGCAGGUGUGGGAGGCAUCCAGUCCACUCAGUCAGGUGGCUGUCACUUCCGUCGAGAAGGGCGACGGUCUGCUUACCGUCUCGCUUGCAUCCAGUCUCGAAGCUGGCAACAAGUACGUCGUGCAGAUUCACUUCAGCGGACGCCUGGGUGACACUCGAGGGUUCUACAAGUACCACUACACCUCGGCGGACAGGAAUCAACACCUUCUCGUGACGUUCUUCGAGCCGACGUUUGCCCGGGAAGCGUUCCCGUGCUUCGACGAGCCGGACAUGAAGGCCACUUUCACCGUGGUAGUGGUCCGGCCAGAGGCAUACCACUCCAUAUCCACAAUGCCGCUGGUGCGCUCCGAAGGCAGAGCGGGCGGAUACGUGGCGGACCACUUCAUGACGAGUGUCAAAAUGUCGACCUACACACUCGCCUUCAUGAUCAGCAACUACACUGCCACGAGGAAUGGAAAGGUGUCCGUGUGGACGCGGCCCGACGAAGCAGACCAGGCUGGCUAUGCUGCCGAGAUCACACCUAUGAUUAUCGACUACUUUGAACGACUCCUGGAUGUGCCCUACGUCCUGCCCAAAAUUGACCUGGCUGCGCUUCCGUCAUUCCUGGUUGACGCCAUGGAAAAUUGGGGACUCCUCACUUUCCACAGGAACAGCCUACUCUUCAGUGACACCAAGGACGCCGUCACGCACAAAGUGGUCAUAGCAACGGUUAUCUCGCACGAACUGGCGCACCAGUGGUUCGGCAACCUGGUGACAAUGCGAUGGUGGAACGACGUGUGGCUCAACGAGGGCUUCGCAUCUUACAUGCAGUACCUGGGCGUCGACGCCGUUCAUCCAGAGUGGGGCAUUCUGAACCAGUUCACCGUGACCGACAUGAUGCCCAUCAUGAAGGCGGAAUACAACACCGAGAGCCACCCUUUGUCUGUGGACGGGAACUUCUCCACCGAACUGGACAGCCUGUUUGACCGAAUCGUCUACAACAAGGGACCGUCUAUCGUGCGAAUGAUGUCAUACUUCCUCUCGCCUCCGAUCUUCCUCAAGGGCCUCAGGGCUUACCUAAAGAAGUACAGCUUCGGCAACGCGGAUCAGGACCAACUCUUCGCGGCACUCACCAAGGCCCAACCCGAAGGUGGUCCCCGUGUCCGAGUGGACGUCAAGGAAGUGAUGGACACGUGGACCAGGCAGCCUGGUUACCCGGUGGUGGACGUUGUGCGAGACUACGAAGCGCGCACAGCCUUACUCACCCAGAGGCACCACUGCGUCAGGCCCGACGAGUCAAGAUUUUGGAUCAUUCCUAUCACGUACACAGAUGCUGAACACAAGAAUUUUACUAACACGGAAACCGUCAUGUGGAUGAAAACUAAAAAAGCCAUGCUGCAAAAUCUUCCCGAGAAGAACGAGUGGAUCAUUGUGAACCUGCAGUCGGCCGGCUAUUACAAGGUCAACUACGACGUGGAAAACUGGGAACUUCUUCGACGACAACUGCUCGUUGCUCCUGAGGUGAUACCCGUGCUCAACCGUGCGCAGCUGAUUCAAGAUGCAAGUGACCUGGCUCACUCUGGAGACUUGAGCUACGCGGUGGCCAUGGACAUUCUGGACUACGUGCGUCGCGAGACGGCGUACGCGCCGCUCAAGACGUCCCUGAACACGGUCGAGGCGCUCGACGGCCGCUUGCGAGCUACGGACUUCUACGGCAAGUGUGCUCUGCGACGUGACCUGACGGGCACGCUGGUGACGCUGUGCCACGGCAUUCGGCUGGGCGACAACACGGACUGGCGCUUCCUGGCUGACCACAUCCGCGACGCGAGCAGCGCCGAAGAGGCCCACGUCAUCGUCAGCGCCCUGGGGUGCACCGGCGAAACCAAGAACUUGCUCAGCUUGCUGUCGUUCUCCAUGCGCAACAUGACGAGCCUGAACAAGAACAUGGAGAGCUCAGUGGGCUACUUCUUCGAGAGCGCCUCCUACUCCAACAAGGGCAGUGACCUCACUCUCAAGUUCUUCAUUGAAAACUGGAAAGCGCUGCUGGACAAGUACGGCCAGAGCCCAUCGCUUAAGGACACCAUCUGGUUUGCGAUACAAGGCAUUCGCAAAAGUGAAGACCUCAAACAGAUGGAGCACUUCUUGGCGACUAACGUGGAGAGCAAGAAGACGGGCAAGAAGCUGACGCGCACUUUCCAGACAGCGCUGGAUUUGGCCCGGGCCAACAUCAACUGGGUGCGCAAGAAUGCACGGGUCAUCGAGAACUGGCUCGACAACAAGCUCGCUCACUUGGACGAUGAGGGAGCCAACAAAGAUGCCCCGCCUGCAGCCGGAGCCUAACAUUGCUGCCUGAGGCGCUGAUAUGGCCGAAGAAUAAAGCCCGCGCACGCGGGGAAAAUUGCGAAGCUUUAC